AUUCUUUAGAUUUACCGAAAAUGAAAGCUACGUUGUGAGUUCAAAUAAUAGAACCCAGCAUAAUCAAGUGGUUCAUCGCUCGCCCACCAUGCCAUUGAAAAAAGAAAGUAAGAAUUACAGAACAAUCCCAACGCGGAGGUCUCAACCGGUUCUGGUGGAUUCCCCGGGCAAGUCUGGUGCCAACUUCUACCAAUCAUAUGAUCGGUUAUUCAUUGUCAAGACUUUAACCAGCGAAGAAGUGGAAAGAAUGCACUCGUUUCUCAAACAGUAUCACCCUUACAUAGUGGAAAGGCACGGCAAAACACUAUUGCCGCAAUACUUAGGAAUGUAUCGACUGACUGUAGAUGGAGUAGAACACUAUAUGGUGGUCAUGAGGAAUGUAUUUAGUAAUCACUUGAAAACACAUAAGAAAUUCGACUUGAAAGGCUCGACUGUAGAUAGAGAGGCCUCGGACAGGGAGAAAGAGAAGAACCUGCCUACUUUCAAAGACAACGACUUUGUCAAGGAAGGGACAAAAAUAUACAUUGGAGACGAUGCCAAGGACAAACUGCUCGAUACGCUUACUGCUGACGUUGGCUUCCUGACGAAGCUGCACCUGAUGGACUACUCGCUGCUGCUGGGCAUCCACGACUGCGUGAAGGCGGAGGCGGAAGGCGGCGACCUGGGCGACCUGGACGACAUCGGGGGCGGCGACAUGGAUGAGGACGAAGACAGCGAGGGAGGCGGCGGUGCGGGGGCGAACAAACUGCCGUGGGGCAGCACACCACCCGACUCGCCCCACCAGCUGCUCAGGGAGACCAGUCUGCAGUACGAGGGCGGCAUUGUGCCCGAGCUCGAUAUCUACGCUAUUCCCAGUUCUGAGAAUGCGCCAGUAAAGGAGAUCUACUUCCUGGCACUGAUCGACGUGCUGACUCACUACGGCGUGAAGAAGCAGGCGGCCAAGGCUGCCAAAACGGUCAAGUACGGCUCCAACGUGGACGGCAUCUCCACCUGCGACCCCGAGCAGUACGGCAAACGGUUCAUAGAGUUUGUUAGCAAGGCCAUUGAAUAGGCCUCAUGUCCGAUCCUACAUGCCGGAAGCGCAGCGCACAUUAUCACAACGUCGAUUAUCUCUUGUUAUUGACAUCAAUAGUAUUGUACAUUAUCGAUUAUCUGGUUAUCGAUAAUUGAACAUCAUCGAUUAUCUGUUUAUCGAUAAUAAUUGAACAAUCGAUUAUCUGGUUAUUGAUAAAUUGAACAAUCGGUUAUCUGGUUGUUGACAUCCAAUUGAUGGUGGCUUGGUGCAAGAACUACCUAUGUCAAAAUUUCAACUUUCUCACAAAUCAGCUCGAAAGUUCACCUUGUAUUUUCGAACUACGGAAUUUCAAUACGGAAAUGCGAGUGCUAGAAGUGCAGAAGUCGACAAUGGUAGUUCUGGCACGGAGUAUGAAUGAUAAUCUAAAAACAUAUGUCUUCAUUGGUAGUUUUAACUAAAUAACUACUCAUGAACAUAACUACUCAAUAGCUAAAUCAUGACAUUGGUAGUAUAAAUGUUAUAACUUUUUAUUGCAUUGAGAUAGAACAUUGGCACUUCUGGAACUGAAAUAUUAGUGAUGUAUUAGUUUAUUAAACUCAUUUUUGAAAAAAAAAUUGACAUUGAUAUUUUUGCACCAAGCCACAGCAAUAGUAUUGUACAUUAUCGAUUAUCUAGUUAUCGAUAAUAAUUGAACAUCAUCGAUUAUCUGUUAACGAUAUUGGACAAUAGAUUAUCUGUUUAUCGAUAAUAUUGUACAUUGGUUAUUGAUAAUUCAACAUAAUAAAUUAUCUCUGGUUAUCGGGAAUCAAAAGUAAUUGAUUAUCUGAUUAUUAUCUAUAGGACCCAGCCACACAGAGAACCAUCUGUGAUACUAAAGGUAUCUAUUUGAUAUCUUAAGGUGCCUACAGACUUGAGCGCCACGAACACGUGCAUUUCGCUUCCCAUUUUGUUUGAAAUUUGAGUCUUUCAUAUUUUGAUCCAAUAUCAUAUUUUUUAUAUAUUCUUAUUAUCUCAAUCUGUUCAAAUACAUAAUUAUGUAAUAAGAAUAGUAACUGCUGAUGAAAAGUAAAAUGCGUGUGUUUGUGGCGCAUAAAUCAGUACGCACCUUUAGAUAUAGAUGCCUUUAGGAUCGCAGAUCGCUCUCUGUGUGGCCGGGUGCUAAUCAAACAUAGCUGAUAACUGAUUUUCUUAGUAUUAUCACUAAAAUCAAACAUAAUCAAUUAUUUUGCUAUCCGUAAAUAAUAUUAUUGUUCAGCCUAUCUCAUUAUUAUUGAUGAUUGAACAUCUUUUUAUUAUUGAUAUAAUCGAAGAUAAUCAGAUAAUUGAUUAUGUAGCUAUUGAUAAUCAACAUAAUCGACGGUCAUUACUAUUGAAAUCGAUAGCUAAUUGAAUCAAUUUCAUUGAUAUCUCUGCAACGAUGUCCCCGAAUUUAUUUGUGCAAUAUCUAUUAUCACGUUCAGUAUUUAAUCUGAAAACCCUCAAUCUCAAAUUGAUGAAAGCAAAGAACAAUUUGUAUGAAAGCACUGAGGCUAACAAGUUCAUCCAUGUUUCUCAUUCGAAGGUGUUUAUUGUUUAUUUUAUGCUGUUUCUAUUCUUUUUCCGAUUGAAAUUGAAGCAAAGAACAAUGUGUUUGAAGCACUAAGGCUAUUGAGAUCAUUCAUGUUUAUACAAAACAGUAUUUGUUUUCUACUAUUCCUAUUAUAUUUUAUUCAUUGUGUGAAGGACGGUCUAGGCGCUCAAACUUGCCAUCUCUUUCCAACCUGUAUCACAAAAUCGCGUAUAAAAAGAGAGAGAGUGAUGAGAAAUUUGUGAUUUCGGAUUUGGAUUCUGAAACACCUUAAUUUUGUAAAAACUGAGAUACAUGGAGAUAAUUAUUAUAAAUUUAGAUUUUGAAUCUUCAUAAAUCUGUUAUCAAAAUCACAAUCCCUUAUCUAUCUUCAUUCAACAUGAUAAGUUUUAUAGAUUUAAUAGAAACAAUAAAUUUGAGCGUCUGACCCGGCCUUAAGUAGAUUUAUGAGUGUUUGGAUGUUGAAGAUUGGUCCAUUAAUCUAUUUCUGGUGCUGUACAAAUUACUUGAAAAAGUUGAUCAAUUUUGAAUAAUACCUCAUAAAAAUCUAAGAGCUACAAUAUUACAAACUAUCACUAGAGAUCGCUGAUUUUACUUUGAAGUUAUAAUUUUGUCGAAUUUAUAAAGAUGUGUCCAAUCCUCAACAAUAAUAGAUUAUGGAACUUGGAAUUUGUGCUCUAUUACUUGUUAGUGCUUGUUGUUUUGUUAUUUUCCGGAUUGAUGUUUUCCAUUUUUUCAAGCCUUCAACGUUGUUUGAGGCAAUUUCUUCUGUUUCAAAGCAAUUUACUACCUAAAUAUUCCAUCAGUAAUCAAUAGGUACAACCCAAUUAUUCAUCUUAUUUAUUUAUUUUUUCAAUUUAAUAUGUACAUCCCAGAACAUCUGGCAAACAGACAGGGGAUAAUAUAUCAUUUAAUUAUUACAUAUAGUUUUCAAGAAACUCUAUUACGUCCAUACAUUGUUAAACUGUGACUUACUAUCCUUUUGACUUGAGAAUUUUCGAAUAAUUGAUGAUUUACUGUCGAGAAUCUGAUAUUUAGAAUCGGAACUCAUAGCUUAUGAGCUACUCAAUAAUUCAAAUGCAAGGCUCAGUUUUUUAAAUUAUCUCUUUCCGAAGAUUCACUUCUGUACUUGAUUGAUAUUUUAUUGUACUUGUACUUAUUAUAAAAACGUAGCUAAACGUUUCUGUAAUAAUCUUCAAGUAUGAAAGAAAUCAAAAUUAUCUGCAGCCAACAAUUUGAUGUUAGCUGUUAACAGCAUUGAACUUAUUACUUUUGUAUUAUUUAUAAACAAGUAUUACAGAAUUAGAAUUAAUUCUAUUCCGACUCAAUUUGUUCAUUUUAUUAAAUGCUUGCUAUUUAUUAUUGCUGCCUACAUCACUUUUCUGUUAUAAUAAUAAAAAAAUGUAAAAAAAUUGUAAUUAUGUAUUUUUUCAUGUAAAAUGUUGAUUGUAUUACUUACUUCUCAAAUUAGUUUCGUGUAAAUAUGGAAAUGUUGUUUGUAUAGAUGUUGUUUAACGAAAAUAUGGUGAUUGAUCUUGUAAUUUUGGAAGAGGAAUUUGUUCACUGGAAAUGCAAACAUUCAAACGAUCCUAGUCUCAACUAUUUUCAUAUGCAGUAGUUGGAGUUUCAUUGAAAAUAUAUUAUUGGCAAAUCUCUUUUGAAUCUAUUCAUUCGUGAUUUUUUUCCAGAACAGUAAGAAAUAUUGUAAAAAUUGAUCGGUUGUUAAAUAUUGAUAUCGGUGGGAAGUUCACUGUCUUAUUACAUACAAGUUAUAGUUUAAUAUCCAUGCACAAGUCAUGACGAUUGUUAAUAUUGUCCAGAUAGAUAUUCGAAUUACAGUAUUUUGAAUUCUUAAAUUGUUUGAUAUUGACUUAUUUUUACUGGUAAUCUUGGAGUAUUCUUAAAAUUGAUGGUUCUGUUCAUUAUACUCAACUAAUUUCUAAUACGAAAUUAGUUUAAAAGUAAAACUUGUUAACUGUCUUAUUAGUAAAGGACCAAAGUGUCGCCACACUUUCUUUCCAAGUGUUUCAAUACUAAAAUGAGAGGUUGUGACAAUUUAAAAUAUAAAAAAUAAUUAAUCACACAAUUCCGAAUUUAUUAAAUUACAAACAGUUGAAAAAACGCACUACUCCCACUUGAACUUACUAGAGACUCGAAUUCUAAUAGAAAAGUAAACUGACUGGAGAAAACUUGGAACUUAUCGAAUUUAUGGUUGAGAACUAAGAUGAUUAAUAUUGUAAGUCGUUUUUCGUAUUGCAGAUGGAAAUCACUGAGAUAUUGCAAUUAUUCAAAUGCUAAUAAAUUAAUUAUUAUUAUUAAAUGAAAAUCCAAAUUAAAUGCUGUAAUUCACUAUUUGCAGUAGCAGAAGUCUUCGGGGUGAAUUACAGCAUUUAAUUUGGAUUUUCGUUUAAUAAUAAUUAGUUUUUCGUAUUAUUCAGACGCAUAUUAAUGCGUGCCAAUCUUACUGAAUUUUAUAAUUUUUACGAAUGUCCAGCUUUCUGAGAUUCAAUAUAUCUCCUUCUACGUAGGGUAAAUGAUUGGCUGAUUGCUGUUGAAUUUUCCAUUCAACCAGAGGAGGUUCUUUGUGUGAGAAAUGUUUUUUGAAACAAACUUUUGCGUUGGGCAAUGUAAAUUUAUUUUUCGAAAUCCACUUGCUUCUCUUGAAAUCCACCCAUCUAUUUAGUAAGACAAACAAUUUUCAAAUUCCGUUGAACAUUUAUCGGGAAUUCUCUGCCGAAGUCUAUCGUGAAUGGAUCCUCUGAACACUUCACACCCUCUCAAGCUUUGGCUUAUAUUUUAUUCCACGAGCUUAACAAUCUAAUUGUAUAUAUCUAGAGAUAAUUAUGUGUGUAGGCGUAAAUUAUGAUUUAUCUGCUGAGUAAGAUAAUAUCAAACAUUAUAUCUUACUUCUAAUGCAAUAAUUAUUGUAUUCCAGGUCAACUAUAUAAUUAUGUAUUGUUUAGUUUUAUGUACCUAUUUGCUAUUUUGAUUGACUUUUCUGCGUUAAUUGUUGUAUUUUAUGUUGUGUUGCUAUUGUUAAGACAAUUUUACAAGUAUCUGAAAUGCUAUUCUUAACCAUUUUUAUAAAACCGUAAAUAUCUCAACCAUUUUUCUUCAAUAUUCCAAAUUUCAAGUUUGUAUAAAUAUGUGGUUUUAAAAUCAUAACAUUCAAUAAAAUCUCUU
Messenger RNA from Nilaparvata lugens (brown planthopper), 5765 nucleotides. RefSeq names its product phosphatidylinositol 5-phosphate 4-kinase type-2 beta-like. Gene Ontology annotation, biological process: phosphatidylinositol metabolic process. The record is from RefSeq and is a predicted model, not a curated record. Lineage: Eukaryota; Metazoa; Arthropoda; Insecta; Hemiptera; Delphacidae. Gene Ontology annotation, molecular function: phosphatidylinositol kinase activity.